Molecule: messenger RNA, 677 nt
Organism: Eufriesea mexicana
Lineage: Eukaryota; Metazoa; Arthropoda; Insecta; Hymenoptera; Apidae
Product: COMM domain-containing protein 3
Exons: 4
Coding region: 99-677 (192 amino acids)
Biological process (GO): sodium ion transport
Source: RefSeq, a predicted model, not a curated record
AGCAUUUAUUACCAAGAAUCUAUUUAACAGGUUGAGUCGUAAUCAAAUAUAUGUGAUGACUAGGCUGGAUAGAGCCCAUUAAAUUGGGUUAGAAUAUAAUGAUGGAGUUACCAAAAGAUACCAUUGAAGGUCUUAUUAAUAUUUUAAACACAAGCAUUGUUACUGAUGAUAAUUUUUCACAAAUUGUAGAAAUGGCCAUCUCAUAUAUAUAUGAUAAUCCUACAGAAAUAAAAUGCAUUAUCAAAACAUCUGAUUCAAAACCAACUUUAACAAAAAUGGUUUUUGCUGAUGUGAUAUGUUUACUUAUAGAAGCUGCUCGACAUGAUUUAGAUGAAGAAAGCUUAAAAAAUUUUUUAAAUCUUAUAUAUAUUGAUGAAAAAAGGAUUAUGAAAUUAUGUGAAGUAUACACUAAUAAUAAAACAGCAAUACAAUCUCAAUUGGAAUUGAUAGGCAAUAAUCCACCUCACAUCAUUGAUAUAGACUGGCAUUUAGAUUAUUGUGUCAAGUUGGACACAUGCAAUUCAUUAGGUGUUCCUCUUUAUCACGUACAACUUAGUACUAAAAAGCAUGAAACAAUAAAUCAUGUGACAUUUUCAUGUACAAUACAGCAGUUGCAAGAACUGGUAUUUAAGCUCAAAGAUGCCAUUAGAUACUCAGAAAAGCUUACUAAUGUUUAG